AUGGCCAACAAUACAUCCGUCCAAGUCACCGGCAACGUGGUCGAAAUCAACUUUGGCGACGACUGGGCCCAGCAGCAUCUCAAGGUCAAGACAAAUUCCAAGUCCGUCCAAAACGUGCACAUAAAAGUCGACGACCAAGAGUUUCAGGUCAGCGGCAGCGGAGAGCGCAACAACCUCAUUUUCGACCGCCAGUUGGACAAGCCAUGCAAGAAAAUUUCGGCCACGUUUACGUACCAGGCUGGGAACGGGGACAAACUCGCGUCCAAACUGAACUCUGGAGGUCCCUACGACAUUGGCCGCUAUAAAACUAUUCAUGUCGUUGCCGAGAACGGGGAUGACGCCGACUACAACGACGCGAUUUUUGAGAUUUCAGGGUACUCGAAGUGA
Molecule: messenger RNA, 387 nt
Organism: Metarhizium brunneum ARSEF 3297
Lineage: Eukaryota; Fungi; Ascomycota; Sordariomycetes; Hypocreales; Clavicipitaceae
Source: RefSeq, a predicted model, not a curated record